Messenger RNA from Astrephomene gubernaculifera, 2294 nucleotides. NCBI's taxonomy places the organism in Eukaryota, Viridiplantae, Chlorophyta, Chlorophyceae, Chlamydomonadales, Astrephomenaceae. The record is from the annotation of a GenBank genome assembly.
GGUGCGUGGAGUCAGAUUGCUCCAGGAAAGGAAUGGGAGAUGGGCCAUGAGGCUUAUUUGUGAUUUCCUCCUAGCUUCCCAUCGGUGUCCCUGCCACUUGACAUGCUGAAUGCCGCCGAUUCCUACUCCGCUUCUGCGCUUUUCCAAUACCAGGCACUCCAAAACGGGAACCCUGCCGCCGCAACGGACCUAGCAGCGGAGGUUGCGGCGCGCCAAGCCGCCGCUGAUGCUGCUCGUGCGCCCCUCGCGCCUCCGUCGCCGUCAUUGGCAGCGGCGGCUCCAGCCGACGGCGGCACGACCGAAGCAGCGGCCGCCGCCGCUACCGUUCACGCGGAGGCGUCUUGGUGCAGCAGCCUGCCGCCAGGCAGUACGGCAAGUCCCCCGGCUGACUUGGAGUCGCCGCCGUCAGGCGCCUCCGCCGUCGUGAACGCUGAAGACGGACACUCCGUAAUCCGAAGUGGCUCCCUGGGGUCAGGGGGCGGCAUUGCGGUGCAUGGGGCGGCGCCGAUGUCAUCGGCGCGUGCACGUGCGGGAGCUCCGCCGCCCCCUCCGCCAGGCCCCCCACCGCCGCCGCCGCUGUCGCCAGCGACGACACGUGGGAAUGUUGGACUGACGGCGGCAGCGUCGCCAGCGGCAUGCAAGACUGCGGUGUCGACUCCUUCAACACCGACUGCUAAGACGCCCCCGCCACCACCGCCGCCGGGUCCGCCCCCGCCACCGCCUUCAGUGGGCGGGAUGAAGGGCCCACCAUCCCUUAAGCCGUCGAUCUCACCGUCGCCGUCGGCACCCGUCUCAGCAGCGUCGACGCCUAGCAAAACCCCGCCCCCGCCGCCGCCUCCGGGCCCACCGCCACCGCCUCCAUCAGCAGGCGGCAUGAGGGGCCCGUCACACCUCAAGCCGCCGCCGUCAGCGCCCGUCUCAGCAUCAACUACACCCAGCAAGGCACCACCGCCGCCGCCGCCUCCGGGCCCUCCACCGCCCCCUCCCUCGGCGGGUGGAGUGAAGGGUUUCUCACCUCUCGAGCCUCCGUCAGCACCCGUCUCCGGAGCUUCAACACCCAGCAAAGCGCCACCACCACCGCCGCCUCCGGGCCCUCCGCCGCCGCCCCCGUGCCCGGGUGGCAUGAAGGGCUACUCGCCUCUCAAACUAUCAUCAAUCCCGACCUCCACACCGACAACACCCAGUAAAACCCCACCACCGCCGCCGCCCCCGGGCCCCCCGCCGCCGCCGCCGUCAGCGGGUGGGCUACGAAGUCCUUCGCCGGCUCAACCACAAUCCCUUUCGCCGCCGUCAGCAUCUGGAUCCGCAGCGUCGACACCUGGGAAAACCCCGCCACCGCCACCGGGGCCGCCGCCGCCACCACCCUCAAUUGGCGGCGUCAAGAGCCCCUCGCCCGGAAAGCCCCCACUGCCGCCGCCAGGGCCCCCGCCGCCGCCGCCAACCAUGGUUACGACUCCCGUACGUUCACCGCCGCCACCGCCACCUGGUGCCCCGCCGCCGCCCCCAGGAGCUACCGGUAGGUCUCCACCGCCGCCGCCGCCGCCACCACCGCCGCCGAUGCCCUUCCGCGUCGCGCCCAUCGCCACCCGCGCCGCUGCUGCCGCUGGGACCGCUAGCGAGUGCAGCGCCGCUGCCGCUGGUGGUUGUACGGCAACACCGGGCUCCGCUGCGAGCACUCCCUUGGCUUCGGGCGCCGUGUACGACUCUGGCGGCGGCAACUCGGCCUGCUCCACGCCCCAGACCGCCUCCGCCGCACCUCCGCCGGCCCCGCCCCUGGAGCGUAAGGCCCUCCACUGGGAGCCACUGCCGCCCUCCGCAGCCAACCUGCUGGCGCCCAGCCUGUGGGCUAGUCCGCUGCUGCAGAGCAUCGUGCCUGUGGCGGUCCGCAGCGGUGCGGACAAGCUGGCCAUGUUUGCCCGCUGCGCCACCACCACCAGCUUCAAACUUGGGCGCAACACGGACGGCAAGACCUGCCUGUUGGAGCCCAGCACCGCGCAGAACAUCCUCAUCAAGUUCGCCAAGGCCGCUCUCACCCCCGAGCAGCUGCGGACCGCCCUGGAGCGCAUGGACAGCACCGCGCUGUCGGCCACCAUUGUGCUGCAGUGCCUGGGCGGCUACCCUAAGCCGGAUGAUGCGGAGCGGGUGAUGGCCUGGUGCGAGAAGAACGACCCGGCGGGCCUGGGCCCCGCUGAGAAGUUUGUGCACGUGCUGGCCUCCGUGCCGCAUGCGCGACUGAGGCUGGAGGUGCUGAAGAUCAGGCACCACUUCGAUGAGGACCUGGCCAAACGCAACCG